Messenger RNA from Caenorhabditis sp. 36 PRJEB53466, 1228 nucleotides. The record is from the annotation of a GenBank genome assembly. Lineage: Eukaryota; Metazoa; Nematoda; Chromadorea; Rhabditida; Rhabditidae.
AUGAGACCUUUUUCGCGAGUCGAGGACUUUGAAAUGUGGCAGUUUCUGCUGAAAGAAACGCUGGACCCGCACAGCGGACAGGUCGUCCGCAACCUCAUCCGUCCACGUGGAUUCGGCAUUUGGCAAAAGUUCCGCGAAGAAUCGGGCUCCGAGCGAAGUGUGCCGAGCCUCCGGAAGCGGUCAGACAAUAUCGACAAUUCUUACAUUCGUUUUGCUCAUUUUCAGCUUCAGCAACCAUCAAUUUCCGUCGCCGCUCGCACUGGAUAUCGAUUUCGAGAGCAAAGUGAAACUGGUGUACGCCUACGAAGUUCCGAUCGCUGAACCAUUUCUCGCCGAGUAUGUUUUAAGGAUUCUGCAGAAAAAUCGAUCAACUACGUAGAAUUCUAUGUAGAAUUUGAAUUUCUUGCAAACAAAUGACCGUAGUUUUGGCUGCUUCAUUAGAGCUCUAAUCUUGUCAAGUUUCAGACUUCGCAAAAACGCGGUGGUGGAAGUGAACGGGGAGAAUUGCAUUGUGAGAUACGUGGAAAACCGAGAAGGAGGACUGACAUUAACGGCCGCCGUGCAUAGGAAUCCGACGCGCAAACGGGCGGCCCACGACUCGGCGACAGAGGCGAAACGGCCGAAUCGGUCGGGCGGCACAGAGGAACUCGACGAGGAGACGGUCGAGGAAGCGGAUUGGAACGGAUGGCUGAGGAAGAAGCUCGAGAUGCAGAACGGUCGGCAGUUGGAGGCGGAAGUGAAACAAGAGGGACCGUCUGCCUCUUCUCGUCCAGGCUUCGAAUUGGAAGAGGAAGACGAGGAGGAGGAGGAGGAGGAGACGGCUCCGAUUCAGAGAGAAGAAGAGUGUACGACGACGAUGCAAUACUUUCUGAGCUCCCUGAAAGACGUGAUUGUGCAGUCAAACUCGGAAAUGUUGAAUGCGGUGAAGCAGUUGGUGCCGAAAGAGUGAGAAAAUUAUCUUUUUUUUUUUUUUUGGAAAUCAGUGAGAAAUUUCAGAUCAGAGAAAGCGAAAGUGGGAGUAUGCGAGGAAAAAGAGGGCGAAGUGAGCAUGAAAAAGUAUUUGGAGCACUUGAAAACAUUCAUCUCGAACCUGGGAUCAUCCGAAUUGGAGCCGAUUCGACAGAGAGUGGAAGAAGCGAUCGGAGAUCUGAAGCACGCGGACAAGACGAUUCCGAAGGCGAAGGUUCAAAUGAUGUUGGAGGCCACGUUGGCGAUGAUGGGUCUCUGA